AUGCCAGCAUCCAAAGAAGUGAUCUUGCCUGAUGCAAAUUCCACUACAGUCAUGCCCAAGGCUUCCAGGCAGACAGACUUCCAGCUCGUGCGGGUCAAAAGCACAUGGUAUCGGAUCAAGAAAGGUGAAGCCAUUCCUGAUGCUGAGGACGAUAUCACUGUCUCACAGGCUAAAAUAACUGAAAUGAUCUCCGAUGGUGAGGUGUCCUGGACCGUUGAAGCACCCAUCUACUUCUGCUACAAAGUGGUGGAAACAUGCCAUCUCCUGGACCCCUCCAACAGGACCCUGCUCUAUGGGCACCUCAGAAAUCAGGAGGAACUGGAGACUGCUCUGAGCAGGAGAGAAACACAAAGACGUUUCAUUGUAAUAGAUAAGACUGUUGACGAGCUUUAUGGCCCACUAGUGAGGAAGUAUUUUGAAGCCAACUAUAUUGAGUAUAAAAUCCUUUCCGUGCCCACCAACGAAGAAACCAAAUCCAUGGAUUUGCUGCUUGACAUCCUGCAAGAAGUGCAAAGCUUCGGCCUUGACAGGCGCGCUGAACCCAUCAUAGCGAUUGGAGGAGGGGUGUGCCUGGACAUUGUGGGACUGGCAGCAUCCCUUUAUCGGAGACGCACACCUUAUAUCCGGGUUCCAACCACCCUCUUGUCAUACGUCGAUGCCAGUGUAGGAGCCAAGAAUGGUGUCAAUUUCCUUCAAUGCAAAAACAAGCUUGGGAGUUAUGUUCCACCUGUUGCCACUUUCCUGGACAGAGCCUUCAUCCAAACAAUCCCACGCCAGCAUAUUUCCAAUGGACUUGGGGAAAUUCUAAAAAUGGCGCUGAUGAAGCACAAAGGCCUGCUUGACUUGCUGAAGACCCAUGGGAAAUUCCUACUGGACACCAAGUUCCAAUCACACAAUGGCUUAGUGGAUCAUGGGGAUGCUGCACUGAAGACAACCAGAAUUGCCAUUGAAAUGAUGUUGGAAGAGCUUGCUCCUAAUCUCUGGGAAGAUGAUCUGAACAGACUGGUCGACUUUGGUCACCUUAUAAGCCCAGAACUGGAAAUGAGGGCUUUGCCAUCACUGAUGCACGGAGAAGCUGUGAAUGUCGACAUGGCUUUCAUGACUUACGUCUCCUAUGCAAAGGGCUUCUUAAGUGAGAAAGAGAAAACACACAUUAUUCAGUGCAUGACUUCUCUGGAGCUCCCCAUAUGGCAUAAAGAAUGCACGUGGCAUCUUAUAAAAAAGGCACUGAUGGAAAGGUUGAAGCAUAGUGCCGGCCAGAUGAGAAUGCCUCUUCCAACAGGACUAGGAACAGCAGGUACGCUUAUUAUGCUUAUUACGCUUAUUUGUUUUAAGGCAAGAUGGAAAAUGUUAUAA
Pogona vitticeps (central bearded dragon) is the source of this 1356-nucleotide messenger RNA. Lineage: Eukaryota; Metazoa; Chordata; Lepidosauria; Squamata; Agamidae. The record is from RefSeq and is a predicted model, not a curated record.